This is a messenger RNA of Ooceraea biroi (clonal raider ant), 956 nucleotides long. RefSeq lists its product as uncharacterized. Gene Ontology annotation, molecular function: sequence-specific DNA binding. The record is from RefSeq and is a predicted model, not a curated record. Lineage: Eukaryota; Metazoa; Arthropoda; Insecta; Hymenoptera; Formicidae.
GAUAUACAAAGUACCGCAAUCCAUAAGACUCAAUGUAUAAGGGUUUGGCCCUAAAAUGGCGUCAAAAAGUGUACAUAGUGCACACUUUUGUAACAUAUGUGCAAUAAAGUACACUUUUCUAACCUGAGUCCUGCUAAGGAAAGCGAAGAAGUGUAUGACUACGAACUAUCGAAAUGCCGAGUUGUUGUGUGCAAGGGUGCAAAAAUCGGAGAGACAAAGGGUUUCGAUUAUUUCACAUUCCCUCGGGAGAAAGAAAUGAAGAAAGACGGAAGAAAUGGUUAGAAUUAAUUGGAAGAAGAUUGACAGCAAACGUUGUUAUUUGUGAGGUCCACUUUGACGACGGGCAAGUUGAACAAGCUCGCCAAGAUGGAAAAAAACCGCUCCGCUCAUGUGCAAUAUCGACUUUAUUACAAAAACGUAAAAAAGAGACAGAUGAGGAAGCAACAGCUAAAAAGGCUAAAUAUGCAGAGCAUGUAGAGAAUUUAGAAUCUCGUAACGAUACUGAAAGAAGCAAUUCUGAAAUAAUGCAUACUGAACCAACGAAUUCUGUAACGCAUACCGAAACAAGCAAUACUGGAACAACCGAAGACGACAUAACAACAGACACUGCAAAUACGCUGAGUGAAAAAGAACAAAUCAAACAUUUGCAAAUGACAUUGAGGAAAACGUUGCGGCAAUGCAGUGCAUUAAAAAGAAAGCAACGUAUACUACAACAAAGAAAUGUAAAUGUGGAAAAACUAUUUACAAGCGAUCAACUAAACUUUAUUGCAAAUAAUACGCAAAGAGGAAAACAAAUAAAACCUAAUUUAUAUGCUUGUGUCCUUUUUAUUUGUAACAUACAUUUAUAUACAAUUCGCACAAUACAUUCAGAAGUUGAGAACAUAGGUUGGGUUGAGCAUCGCGUGUUGGCCCUAAAAUGGUGGAUGAUUGCGGUACUUUGUAUAUCUAGUGACUAG